Molecule: messenger RNA, 2371 nt
Organism: Pungitius pungitius (ninespine stickleback)
Lineage: Eukaryota; Metazoa; Chordata; Actinopteri; Perciformes; Gasterosteidae
Gene: mpp4b
Product: MAGUK p55 scaffold protein 4b
Exons: 22
Coding region: 133-2004 (623 amino acids)
Cellular component (GO): adherens junction; plasma membrane
Molecular function (GO): protein binding
Source: RefSeq, a predicted model, not a curated record
GUGGCGGUGCAAAGACCUGCAGGAUCUGGAGGGUCGGCGCCCGUGAGGAUCCAGGAAGGAAGGAAGGAUCUUUCCGUCGUCGUGAGCAGUCCGCCCCUGAUUGGGGUCAAAGGUCCCGGGGGUCCAGUGACCAUGAGGCAGGCGGUGGAGGCUCAGGUGAUGAACCCUUCCUGCGAGCUAGGAGAGCACGGCCUGCGUCAGAUCCUGAGUGACGUGAUCCAGGAGGUGCAGCGCUCGGUGAACCGGGACAUCGACGGAGUGGAGAUCCUCCACAGCCUGCUCAACGCGUCCUGGCUGCAGUCGCUGCUCAAGGUUUACGAGUGUCUUCAAAGGUACCUGAGAGGAUCUCCAGCGCCAGCUCUGGACUACGCGUCGGGACUCUCGCUUCAGUUGCUGACGGACAUCAGAGCGUUGCCGGGCUGCUCUGAAGAAGCCAAAGAGCUCUACAGCCUGCUGAGGAAGCCCAACCUGCAGGCUCUGCUCUCGGCUCACGACACGGUGGCCCAGAAGGACUACGAGCCGGUGCUUCCACCGAUGGCGGACGGGCUGCCGGCCGACGAGGAGGCCACCAGGAUCAUCUGCCUGGUGAAGAACCAACAGCCACUGGGAGCCACUAUAAAGAGAAACGAGAUCACGGGGGAGAUUUUCAUCGCUCGGGUGAUUCAUGGAGGUCUGGCUGAUCGCAGCGGCCUGCUCCACGCAGGGGACAGGGUCAUAGAGGUGAACGGGUUUCCUGUGGACGGGUUGGAACCUGAGCAGGUCAUCCAAGUCGUGCAAGCGAGGUCGCAGGGUACCAUCAUGUUCAAGGUCAUUCCCAUCACCGAAAGGCCGGUGCACAACCAGACGAUGCUCUACGUGCGGGCCCUGGUGGACUACAGCCCCCAGCAGGACCCGGCCAUCCCCUGCGCGGACGCCGGAGUGAGCUUCAGGAAAGGCGACGUCCUGGAGAUCGUGGACCAGACGGACCCCCUGUGGUGGCAGGCCAGGAAGCUGCCCAGCAGCUCGGCCUGCGCGGGCCUCGUCCCCUCCGCCAGCCUGCUGAGACGGAAGCAGAGGGAGGUGUGGUGGUCUCAGCCGUAUCAUCCACAGGCCUCCGUGCAGACCUUGAGCACGGUGGAGGAAGAGGAGGACAUCGACGAGAAAUGCGUGGAAGCAGACGAGGAGGCCUUUGAAUCCGAGGAGCUCAGAGACGCAGAGGAUGACUGCUGCAGCAACCCUGAAGGCAUCUACUUGGCGGGCUUCAGGCGCAGCCUCCGGCUGUGUCGGCGGCGGUCCCACAGCACCCCCCAGCCCCUGUGCCACGCGCGCUGCUCCGACAGCCUCGCCGGCCCCUACGAGGAGGUGGUGCGCUACCAGCGCCACCCGCAGGACGCACACCGCCUCAUCGCCCUCUUAGGCCCCCCCGGUGUGGGUGUGAAUGAGCUUCGGAGGCGCUUGAUUGAAUUGAACCCAAACAUCUUCCUGGGAGCUGUGCCUCACACCACGAGAGCAGCCCGCGGCCACGAGGAGUCAGGCAGAGAAUAUCACUUCAUCAGCAGGGAAACCUUUGGCAACAUGGUGUCCAACAACAGGUUUCUGGAGUACGGGGAGUACAACGGGAAUCUGUACGGCACCAGCAUCGAGUCUGCCAGGGACGUCUUGCUCAGCGGGAAGAUCUGCGUCGUGGACAUCGAUCCGAGCGCCGUCCACGCCGUGAGGAGCCACGAGCUGAAGGCUUACAUCAUCUACGUGAAGCCGCCCACGCACGAUCGCCUCAAGGAGACCAGACAGGACUCGUACAUCACCACCAACUAUUACACCAACCGACCUUUCAAAGAGGAAGACUUCCAGGAGAUGGAAGAAGCCGCCCGGAUGAUGGAGUCUCACUACUCGCCGUUCUUUGACCAAGUGAUGGUGAACGACGGGCUGCAGGACUCCUGCGUCCAGCUGCUGACGGCGGUGAGGAAGGCGCAGGACGAGCCGCAGUGGGUCCCUGCCAGCUGGAUACGACCCACGACCACAUGAGGAAGAGAGGAAACUCAGCCUCCUGUUAUCAUGGCAGCAAUUGUUUUUGUUUUACACAAUUCUCACUGUGAAAUCUUAACAUGUCAAUCAAUUUGAAUGUUUUAAGGAGGUAGGGCAAGAAAGAAAUGGGAUUAUUUUCAUCUCGUAGGUAUUAUUAGAUACAUGAAGCUGUAAUAUUUUACUUAUUAUUAAUGUAGGGGAUCAUUCUUGCCCUGCUCCCUUCUUUUCAACACAGCCCUGCAACAAAGAACAUAUGUUUACAAAGUGAUGCUUUUUCAUGUUGAAUUCUUGUCUAUUUCUAUUUCUAUCUAUUUUGUAGUUUGCUCUAGCCUAAAAUGUUAUUGCAUAAAAAAGUAAUAAACCUUAA